CAAUUUUACUCGCGUGAGUUACUCCACAGUGAUCAGAGUAAACAACAAUUUAUUCAGCCUGAUCUGCAAGCACUUCCCUCCGCCCAGCAAUUGAUAGCCCCGAAGGCAACCGGCGCCUAAAAUUAACAUUCGUUGUGGCUGGCGUAAACCUUUUUGCACCACCGGACUGACGUUCCAUUUGUGUUCCAAUUCCUUUUACUAUUAGCAUUUAAUCAUUCUACCGAAUACAUGCGCAUCAUAGCCCGUAAGAAACAAAAUUCGAGUUUCUAUAUCACUCUCAACGAGGAACGGUAUUGGUUUCCUGGCGACUGUCUUCGCGGCAAAGUUACAUUGCAUUUGUCGAAACCUUGUAAAACCACCAGUAUACGGGUAUGCUUGUGGGGAAAAGUCACUACCAUUAUCAAGGACAGGAAGGAAGAGUUCCCUUUAUUUCAAAAAGAGAUUGUUGCCUACCAUAUGCCCGGUAGUAAAUCUUCUGUUCUCGACGCCAAAGUCCAUUCAUACCCAUUCGAGUUUACCAUUCCGUCUGACCUUACGCUCCCAAGUUUUACCGAGAAUGAUUAUCCUGAAGGUUCCGUCGUUUAUGCAAUCCAGGCUAUUCACGACCGGCCGUUUGUAGCGGACAUUAUGGCUCAGAAAGCUCAGCUUCAUAUUCCUUUGCUGGAAAAAAUUGAUGUUACGUCGCAGCAAUUUCAAAUCCCCCAGGAAACUGAAGGUUAUUGCCACUUCGAUGAUGCACUACCCGAUGACUUCAGACGACAAGUUGCACCUGAUGCUGGCAUGCAGGCGACAAUCAAAGCGACCAUACCUCGUAUCGCUUACGUUCGAGGUAAGAAAAGUCUAAUCAUAUACCUUUUUGCUCCAAAAAGCCAUGAUGUCAGCCCAGUGCGGUUAGGCAAAUGACUCAUCCUUUUUUUCACUGAAAAUUAUGUAGGCGAGACUAUACCUGUACAGAUAUUGAUUCAACACAUAUACCCAUUUGCACGAAUCGGGGGCCUUACCAUUUCAUUAUGUCGAGCAGCGUUGUUUGUUAACGGCAACAA
Molecule: messenger RNA, 1043 nt
Organism: Umbelopsis ramanniana AG
Lineage: Eukaryota; Fungi; Mucoromycota; Umbelopsidomycetes; Umbelopsidales; Umbelopsidaceae
Exons: 2
Coding region: 229-903 (224 amino acids)
Biological process (GO): protein transport
Cellular component (GO): cytoplasm
Source: RefSeq, a predicted model, not a curated record